Molecule: messenger RNA, 1714 nt
Organism: Prunus persica (peach)
Lineage: Eukaryota; Viridiplantae; Streptophyta; Magnoliopsida; Rosales; Rosaceae
Product: protein DETOXIFICATION 8
Exons: 8
Coding region: 55-1506 (483 amino acids)
Biological process (GO): xenobiotic detoxification by transmembrane export across the plasma membrane
Cellular component (GO): membrane
Molecular function (GO): xenobiotic transmembrane transporter activity; antiporter activity
Source: RefSeq, a predicted model, not a curated record
CCAGGUCCUCUGAGCUGCCGACGAACUCACUUGGUGCAGAGGAACACCAUCGCCAUGCAGAAGAAGGAAAUGGAUAAGGAAAUCGCGGAGACGGUUGAAGACGAGAAGACAUGGGAGGUGACAUGGGGAACAUUUGGGAGAGAGCUGAAGAAGGAAGGCUCUAUAGCUGCUCCAAUGGUGGCGGUCUCAGUGUUGCAGUAUCUUCUGCAGUUUGUUUCCAUGAUAAUGGUUGGGCAUCUUGAUCAGCUCUCUCUCUCUAGUGUUGCCAUUGCCAUUUCUCUCACCAAUGUCACUGGUUUUAGCCUGCUUUCGGGAAUGGCUGGUGGAUUGGAAACUCUAUGUGGGCAAGCAUUUGGAGCAGGACAAUAUCACAAACUUGGAACUUACACUUGCACUGCAAUGCUCUCUCUUCUCUUGGUUUGCCCCCCAAUAUGUGUCCUCUGGAUUUUCUUUGACAAAUUGUUACCCUUAGUAGGCCAAGACCCCCUAAUAUCCCUUGAAGCACGCAAAUACUCUGUUUGGCUGAUCCCGGCACUAUUUGCUGGUGCAAUUCUCAAACCGUUAACUCGCUACUUGCAGUCUCAGAGUUCAAUUUUUCCAAUGCUCCUGUCCUCCUUUGCCAUUCUACUUUUCCAUAUACUUGCAAGUUGGGGUUUUGUAUAUAAGGUGGGCUUGGGAAGCAAAGGUGCAGCCAUUGCCUUUAGCAUGUCCACUUGGUUGUAUGUGAUAUUGCUGUUGUUCUAUGCUUUAAUUUCUUCCGCGUUUGAGAAGACCCGUAUUACAUUUUCUAUGGAGUCUCUUCUCCACAUUCGACAGUUCUUUCGCUUAGCUGUCCCUUCGGCUGUAAUGGUUUGUCUUAAAUGGUGGUCAUGUGAGCUGAUUAUUUUGCUGUCCGGCCUUCUACCAAAUCCGAAGCUGGAGACUUCAGUACUUUCCAUAUGCCUUACAAUCUCUACAUUGCACUUCACCAUAUCAUACGGAUUCGGAGCUGCUGCGAGCAUUCGGGUGUCAAAUGAAUUAGGAGCUGAUAAUCCACAAGCAGCUCGAGUGGCUGUUUGGGCUGCCAUGUUUCUUUCUGUCACCGAGGCAGUUAUUGUGAGCACAACUCUCUUCUUCUGCCGCCAUGUUUUGGGGCAUGUUUUUAGUAGUGAGAAGCCGGUCGUCGAUUAUAUUGCAGUCAUGGCACCUCUCAUUUGCCUCUCAGUUUUUAUGGACAGCUUACAAGCGGUUCUUUCAGGGAUAGCUAGAGGAAGUGGAUGGCAGAGUAUAGGGGCAUAUGUGAAUCUUGGGGCAUUUUAUCUAGUUGGACUUCCAGUGGGUGUUGUGCUCGGAUUUCCUCUACGCUUAAGGGGAAAGGGCCUUUGGAUUGGAAUUGUGGCCGGAUCCAUUGUGCAAUCAGCUCUUCUUGCUCUUGUCACAGGUUUCACCAAUUGGUCAAAACAGGCAACGAGGGCAAGGGAGAGGGUAUUCGUGGAGAGGUUAUCAGAAGACAGCGAAGCAAAUUGAAUUAAAAAGAAAAAAGAACUUUUAAAGUCAGCUUCUUGGAGCAGUUUUAUUUGCUUGUGUUUGCAGUCUUAAUUACAUCAUCUUUGCUCAAAUUAAUCAGAAGGCAAGAAAAAAAUGAAAGUUUAACACAUACAAUUGGCUCCAUUCCAAUUUGUCCAGCAUGAUAAACAUAAGAAGAUCAAGUAAAUUUCGGUGGACCGGAUAAAAA